GAAACCGACAAGCUAGAAGAAGACAAAGCCGCCCUCCAGGCUGAAAUCGAGAACCUCCUGAAGGAAAAGGAGAGGCUGGAGUAUGUCCUCGCCUCUCAUAAACCUCUUUGCCAGCUGCCCGAAGAGCUGGACUGCCUGUUUCCAGAGUCUCCCCAGCCGCUCUCCACUCCCGAAGCGGCCAGCAAACUCCCCGAGGACGGCCCGCAGGACUUGGAGAUCCCCACGGUACCGUCCACCGCCAUUUCCGGCAACUCCAACAUCCUUCUGUGCUCCAGCGCAGAGGUCAGUCUGUGCGACCUCGAGCCCUCUCUGGAUGUCAAGGACGAGCUUCUCGACCGGAUCUCGGCGGAAACGGCCCGCUCCGUCCCCGACAUCGACCUGACCGGCUCGCUGGGCAUCACGGACUGGGAAACCCUCUAC
Sinocyclocheilus rhinocerous is the source of this 420-nucleotide messenger RNA. RefSeq names its product proto-oncogene c-Fos-like. Gene Ontology annotation, biological process: regulation of transcription by RNA polymerase II. Gene Ontology annotation, cellular component: nucleus. NCBI's taxonomy places the organism in Eukaryota, Metazoa, Chordata, Actinopteri, Cypriniformes, Cyprinidae. Gene Ontology annotation, molecular function: RNA polymerase II cis-regulatory region sequence-specific DNA binding; DNA-binding transcription factor activity, RNA polymerase II-specific. The transcript has a single exon. The annotation marks the transcript as partial. The record is from RefSeq and is a predicted model, not a curated record.